Messenger RNA from Lachancea lanzarotensis, 3258 nucleotides. It is a transcript of the gene FAR1, whose product is annotated as LALA0S11e04588g1_1. The record is from RefSeq and is a predicted model, not a curated record. Lineage: Eukaryota; Fungi; Ascomycota; Saccharomycetes; Saccharomycetales; Saccharomycetaceae. The coding region runs from base 1 to 3258 and encodes 1085 amino acids. The transcript has a single exon.
AUGGAGGUUCGCACACCUAUAUCUACAACGAGAACAAAGAAUGUCCACUCUCCUCCUAGCGUUGGAAGUAAUUCUCCGGCUUCAGCGAGAAACUUCAAAAAGUUUUCAGGAAACGUUUUGACACGGGUCAACUCUGGUUUUCGCAGUUUAAGCGCUUCGAAUGCCUCUUCACCGGCUAGUAGUCACCAUACUUUUGAGGAGCGUCCACGUAUUGUUCACAGAAACUCUUCUAGAUUUGCACCUUGCGAAAGCAGAGAUUUCGAAUUUGGCCCUUCUUCGCUUUCUACGGCAAAACCAGACAUGAUUGCAGGCAAGAGGCGUACCAAUGCCCCAGCCCCAUUACAUUUGAGUCCAAUCACGCCCCGUCCCACACCCCACAAAGCUCAUAGCACCAGCUCGAAAGUGGCGCCUUUUUUGGCAUCACCUAUGGCCUUCAGAAGGUCAGACUGUUCGUCUUCAGACUGUGCUAGUUGGGUCACUGCAAGCUCGGUAGAUCCACGCAGGCGUCUCGAUUUCACUUCACAAGGUUCUCCUAACAGCCAUUGCACUUUUGAGCAACCGAUAUUCAAAGACCCUUGGAAUGAUUUAUAUCCCGAAGUAGAGUCCCCUACGUGUGCAGCAGAACUUCGAAAAAAUGUUGCUCUUCUUUCAGGAGGACCCAAGAACUUUGCUGCAAGCAGCUGCAGCAUCUGUGGCGAAAGCUUCACAUGUGCUCUAGAUGGGGAGAAGUUGAUCGAACUAUCCUGCAAUCACCAAUGCCACUACAACUGCUUUCUGGUAUCCCUAGAAGCACUUCUUCCUGCCAACACUUUACCCAGAUGCUCAAUUUGUGGUGGGCUUUCCAGCCCAAAGAGGAAAGAUGUCGUCAGCGAGAUGACGGCAAAAAUUCUUUGCGGAGGAUUUGGCUUGUGUGAUACAGGCGACAGUGGAAGCUUAUGCACCGCAAAUGACGUUAAAGCCCAGGUAAUCAGUCAGCCUGAUGACUCUCGAAAUCGCAAGAGUGCUCGAAUACAUGAUCUCAGGACACCUUACGAUCAAGUUAUCAAAAGUGCCGAAAUCACUAGCGAUGGUUUCAAGAAUUAUAGCGGUCUCGGUAUAUCGCCAAAACAUUUGCGUACACCUUCCAGUCGAACGAGCUCAUUUCAAUCAAGAAGUGUCGCGUCUAAAAGUGAUGGAUUUGAUUAUGAUUUGGAUCUCAGUAAACCACGCAUACACUUGGUACCGCAACUGUCGAAAUUCAACAUAAACGAGGAUGCUAACGUGGCCAAAGUUCAGUAUGUGAUGACAGCGUAUCUUCCCGAAUGCAGCAGCGUUAUCGAGUCUGCAAACUUGUUGAGGAACAAAGAGGUACGCAUUCGGAAUGAGAUACAAACUUACGUCAAAGAGACACUGCAGUUGUCAUUUUCGACCGGAUCCUUGGAGACUUUCGAUAAAAUGAGCUACUCUGAAGACGAGGACACAUGGGUUACUGUUACAGCUUUCAUGUUUCAAGAACGACUCGUACUUGUAGCCGAUGAGAGUCUCAUUGGGAAUGUUAGCAGAGACCAGAUUUCUCAGUUACACCAAUUGGACCCUAAUACAAUAAUCAUGAACCUGAAAUCCAAACUUUUGCCCGAGAUUUUUCUUCACUGUGAUGGUGAUCCUGCUGUCAUUCGUAAGUGGUUCUACUACCUGAAACGUGUUUUCUUGACACCAGAAGAACAAAGUUCAUCUAUUGUCCCACUUGAACAGCUUACAUCUAAUAAUUGGCAUUUUCUCCCCGAAUCAAUGAUCAUGCCAAUACGUCCAAAAUCGGUGGAAAGUUAUGAGGGUACAGAAGUAGGGCCACGUUCGAGCGUUUUCACUCCGCACGGCAGGUUGCCUCUCAAACUUGUUGUUUGCAUCAGUAUUAUAAACUGUCAUCCAGAGCUCCAUUCCAAUGAGGAACACCUACUCACACUAAAGACGAAGUUAAUGCAGUGCCUAGGUUGCCUUUCUGGACAAGAUGUAAUUGGGCUUGUUAUAGUAGGCAGAGAUGGUGCUGGCCGAGUUGGGCCGUUUGGGACUUUUAUUGGCAUGGUGAAAAAAGACUGGGAUGGUUUACUUGAUUUUGUUGAUGGCCUCAUGGUUCAUAGUAACGAAGAGUUUUUCGAAAAUGACACCUGUGAGUUGGCAGUGAUGCUUGAGACAUGCUACAAGCUAAUCUGCACGAUAGAGCAAAGCCAGGACCACGUUCAGCAGCUCGUUAUCAUUGGAAAUGAUUUUCCUGUGCGUUAUUACAGAAAGGAAGACGAUCCUCAGAUACGGAGAAUCAAGCGCAAGUUGGAAUCAAUUGUAAGUGAGUUACGGUAUUCGAUCCAUCAUUAUUUCACAUUCAACAGUCAGGUACUGUUGAGCGACAUUAUUGAAGGUCAAACUUACAAUGUUAUAUCAACUGGCUUUGAGGCCCUGAAAGACAUAUCAGUUAGUGACCUUAUAACAGGGCUUCACGAAAGUUUUGUAACGUCUCUAUCCGCAUGUCUACGAUGUGCGGAUAGUACUGUGGCCCAGUUUUGUGCUGCCGAACGUAAUGGCCGAUUGGUAGAGUUGGCUCGGCCUUCCGAUGAACUGACACUUGAAAUUGGGUGCCUCCGACCUGGACAGAUAAAAAGUGUUUUACUAGAAAUUCAACUCAAUGUAUCAAGUCUGCGACAGCAUCUUGGGCAUCACAUUUUGUCGCGCGCAGCAACCUCUUCCCUUCUCUAUUACACUUCUCAGUGGUAUGAUCAUUCUGGGCUUUCAAGUUUCCAAGGUAACUCUCUAGGAUGUGAUUUUAAGUUUACCUCUGGUCGAACGACAAUGCCUUCGACAUCUGCGAUGAGAGCCUCUGUGACUUCUUUGGGUUUCGAUUCCCAGGAGAGCGAACUUGAAACUCUAAACAUUCCUCUUGCGCCCCCAAUGUCAGCCUCCCGGGAUAUGGUUUUUGCUUCACGUCAAUUGGAACUACUUGUCGCUGAAACGCUGAUGAAUGUGAUGGUUGAACUCACUGUUGAUACAUGUACUGUUUUAAAUCAGCUUAUCUCCAUGAUAUUCUGUAUCAGUCGGGACUGUGUCUGUAAUGAUCCUGGGUUAUAUCGGCUUGUCAAACUUGAGCCUCUCGGUCAAUAUGCUGAAAAGUUAAGCUCACAAUUGCACUACAUAACGCAACUGUGCUCCAAUCAAAGCAGCAAUGAUCAGGCCUUGUCAAAGUGGGAGAUGUGUGCAAUGCGGGGUCGCUUGAUCUGUCAAGAAAGGCUGUGA